Molecule: messenger RNA, 207 nt
Organism: Iphiclides podalirius (scarce swallowtail)
Lineage: Eukaryota; Metazoa; Arthropoda; Insecta; Lepidoptera; Papilionidae
Source: the annotation of a GenBank genome assembly
AUGGAUCGACUACAGCUCUCCGUGUGUAUCCAUGAGACGGCGCUAGCUCUCGUGCGAGAGGAGCGUCUCGACACGCUGCGUGGUCUAAUCACUUCCCUGCUGUGCCUAAAUGGUACAAAUAGUGACGCGUCGCUUCGGCCCACAGUCGCAUAUGAUAUGCGCAGCGUGAUCCACGUACCGCAUAUGGCGACAAGGCACGUUUGCCAC